Molecule: messenger RNA, 897 nt
Organism: Choloepus didactylus (southern two-toed sloth)
Lineage: Eukaryota; Metazoa; Chordata; Mammalia; Pilosa; Megalonychidae
Gene: GABARAP
Product: GABA type A receptor-associated protein
Exons: 4
Coding region: 119-472 (117 amino acids)
Biological process (GO): macroautophagy; autophagosome assembly; cellular response to nitrogen starvation
Cellular component (GO): cytosol; autophagosome membrane; autophagosome
Molecular function (GO): GABA receptor binding; ubiquitin protein ligase binding
Source: RefSeq, a predicted model, not a curated record
AAGUUCUGGAGAUCGCUCCGCUGAAUCCGCCUGCGCGUCGCCGCCGUCGCCACCGCCCCCUGUCCCGGCCCCCCCGGGUUUCCUCAGCCCAGCCCGGUCCAGCCCGGUCCCCGGGAGGAUGAAGUUCGUGUACAAAGAGGAGCAUCCGUUCGAGAAGCGCCGCUCUGAGGGCGAGAAAAUCCGAAAGAAAUACCCAGACCGGGUCCCGGUGAUAGUAGAGAAGGCUCCCAAAGCUCGGAUAGGAGAUCUGGACAAAAAGAAAUACCUGGUGCCUUCUGAUCUCACAGUUGGUCAGUUCUACUUCUUGAUCCGGAAGCGAAUUCAUCUCCGAGCUGAGGAUGCCUUGUUUUUCUUUGUCAACAAUGUCAUUCCACCCACCAGUGCCACGAUGGGUCAGCUAUACCAGGAACAUCAUGAAGAAGACUUCUUUCUAUACAUUGCUUACAGUGAUGAAAGUGUCUACGGUCUGUGAAGCUGCUGCCCCUGAGGUGGGGAGGUCCCAUUCUACAGAGAGAGAGGUGGCCCUCCUUCCUUGACCUACCCCUCCUGCAGGCUCAAACACCACCUCCCUUCUUCAGGACCUGCACUUCUUAAUGUUUGAAGCUUUCUCUCUAGCCCCUGCUAGCAGGAGAGAUGGCCCCUAGUACCCCUCCUUUUUCUUUUCUUCUUUAACUUUCUCUGCCAUCUUUCCCACUUUCCCUCAGAUUUCUUGGUUGUCAAUCUCUGUCACAUCUAGUGAUUGUUUAGGUUUCUCUUUCUUUUCUAAUUGCCCAAGGGGCUCAGAACCCCAACAGUCCCUUCUUUUUACUAUCUUCUUUUUUGGGGGUAGCUGGAAGGGACUGAAAUCGUGGGGGGAUGUAGGAGGCACAUCAAUAAAGAGGAAACCACCAAGCUGAA